AUGGUGAGAAAUGCAAAGGCGCCGCCAAAUGACAUCGAAUGUUCCAAACGCGUGCACUUCAGAAGUGGCAUCUGCCAGCCCCGGGACAAUAUUGGGAUUUCCUGUAUGUUUUCCGCAGGGAAUGAACUGACAGAUGCAGAGCAAUUCACGGGACUAAGACGAAGAUAUUCAGGACCCAAAGACAACAUUGGAAUAGCCUGUCUGCCCAGCGUCGAAGGCAUGAGGCUUCGGGAUAUUCCAGAAGUAUCGGAGUACGACUCAUCGGACGAAACUUAUGUCAAAUUUAACGACGUUUCGCUUUCACCAGAGAAUCAAAAAGUACAACUCACGAGUACGAAGAUAACUGGAAGAGGCAGGUGUGAUGCUCCCGAAGACAAUUUAGAAAAUUCCUGUCGACACAUAAACAAAGACAUGGAAAUCAGACAAGUCCGAUUACGAGCUGGCGAAGAUGGCUGCCAGGUGACACGACACAAGAUUCGAAGUCGUUCGAACACGGGUGGAAGGUUAAAAAUCGAAGGAGUUAAAUCAAUGAUGACUAAAGGCAAUGUGGACUUUUUCGGGGAAUCUGAGAAACGCAUCGUGCCAAGUGGAAAAACGCGGUUCAAAUCAACGUUGCCAGACAUCGGAAUUAGCAACAUUCGAAGACCAAAACACGACCCAACACAACCACGGAGGCCAAUCGUUCCUAAGGAUAAUAUCGGCUUCUCCUGUUGCCAUUUGCCAAAAUCUCUGAGUCGAUCGAGUGGGCCAAAAACGUUGGCAUCUCAGAAUGUAAAGUCUCAAACGGUAAAGAAGAUCGACUCGUCGCCAAAAUCACCAUCGCAUUUAUCCGGAAAGCCAGCUGCAACGCUUCAAACUAAUCGACGCAAGACAAGAUAAGUCAUGCCAAACUAAAUGGGAUUAAUCAGAUAUUUCGUGAAAAUUGACGAAAUUAACAUU
Diprion similis is the source of this 939-nucleotide messenger RNA. RefSeq lists its product as uncharacterized. The coding region runs from base 1 to 879 and encodes 292 amino acids. NCBI's taxonomy places the organism in Eukaryota, Metazoa, Arthropoda, Insecta, Hymenoptera, Diprionidae. The record is from RefSeq and is a predicted model, not a curated record. The transcript is spliced from 10 exons.